AUGUCCUAUCCUCAGUUUGGCUACCCUUACUCCUCUGCACCCCAGUUCCUGAUGAGCACCAACUCCCUGACGACCUGCUGCGAGUCCAGCAGCCGCACGCUGGCUGAGACGGGGGCGGCCGCCUCCGCCCAGACGCCCGUGUACUGCCCGGUGUACGAGAGCCGCCUGCUCGCUACCGCCCGACACGAGCUCAACUCCGCCGCCGCCCUGGGCGUCUACGGCGGGCCCUACGCCGGGCCCCAGGGCUAUGGAAACUACGUGACCUACGGUACCGAGGCUCCCGCCUUCUACUCCCUGAACAGUUUGGAGGCGAAGGACGGGAGCGGCUCUGCGCAUGCGGGCAUCGCCCCCGCCGCUGCCUACUACCCCUACGAUCACACCCUCAGCCAGUACCAGUACGACAGGUACGGGACGAUGGACGGCGGGACGCGGAGGAAAAACGCCACCCGAGAGACGACCAGCACCCUCAAGGCCUGGCUGCAGGAGCACCGCAAGAACCCCUACCCGACUAAGGGUGAGAAGAUCAUGCUGGCCAUCAUCACCAAGAUGACCCUCACCCAGGUCUCCACCUGGUUCGCCAACGCCCGCCGGCGGCUCAAGAAGGAGAACAAGAUGACCUGGCCCCCGCGGAACAAGUGCUCUGACGAGAAGCGGCCCUAUGAGGAAGAGGAGGAGGAGGAGGAGGGUUCGCAGGAGGAGGCGAUGAAGAGCGGGAAAGCCGAGGAACCCACGGGCAAGGAGGAGAAGGAGCUGGAGCUCAGCGACCUGGAGGACUUGGACGCCGCCGAGUCGGAGAGCUCGGAGUGCGAGCUGCGGCGGCCCUUCCCGCACCCGCUCCCGCACCCGCACCCGCUCCCGGGCGGCAGCCACCCGCCGCGGGCCGCCGAGCUCCCCGCCAAGAUGCCGCCGCCGGCUGCCGCCGGGGAGGAGGAGGAGGAGGAGGAGGCGGCGGCAGAGCGGGCGCGGAGCUGCCUGAAGACGGCGGCGGAGGAGUGCGGCCCCGACCCGCUGGGCGCUCGGCAGCGCGGCUGCGAGUCCAAGAUGUGCUUCCAGCAGGGGCAGCAGCUGCUGGAGGCGAAGCCCAGGAUUUGGUCCCUGGCGCACACUGCCACCUCCCUCAACCAGGCCGAGUACCCCUCCUGCAUGCUGAAACGUCCCGGGGGCUCGGCCGCCGCCGCCGCUCCCGCCCCGGUCAGCGUCAUGGACAGGCACCAGGAUUCGCCGGUCACCAACCUCAGGAACUGGGUGGACGGGGUGUUUCACGACCCCCUGUUCAGGCACAGUACUUUAAACCAAGCCCUGAGCAACACAACAGUUUCCUGGGCUACCACCAAAGGAGCCAUUCUGGAAACGGGCGCCUUGGGACGCGCGGUGGGGAACGGCGCCAAUGUGCUCAAGGGGCAGCUCUCAAACCUGGCCCACCAUGACUCAAACAAAGAGUUUCUGGCGUUUCCCAAAUCAGGAAGCAAAAUGUUUUGUUCCUAACAGGCCCGCCGAGGGGCAAAGGACUUUCUAACGCUUGAAGAGUCAGCUACACUGAAAAGAGACUUGCAAGAGUUUAAAUUUAAAUAUAAAAAACUUUUUCUUCCUUUUCUUUUUUAAACAAACAACAUA
Agelaius phoeniceus (red-winged blackbird) is the source of this 1614-nucleotide messenger RNA. Lineage: Eukaryota; Metazoa; Chordata; Aves; Passeriformes; Icteridae. The record is from RefSeq and is a predicted model, not a curated record.